Messenger RNA from Raphanus sativus (radish), 2523 nucleotides. RefSeq lists its product as uncharacterized. NCBI's taxonomy places the organism in Eukaryota, Viridiplantae, Streptophyta, Magnoliopsida, Brassicales, Brassicaceae. The coding region runs from base 1 to 2523 and encodes 840 amino acids. The transcript is spliced from 4 exons. The record is from RefSeq and is a predicted model, not a curated record.
AUGGCUCAUCAUCAGAACCUGAAUCAGGCUGGAGAGAUCCCUUUGGAAGCUGCCCAAGAGGGAAAUGAAAACAACAAGUAUCAUGGCCUUACUGCUGAAGAUCCAUAUGAUCACUUGGACAAGUUUGACAGAUAUUGUAGUUUGUCCAAGAUAAAUGGUGUUUCUGAAGAUGCCUUCAAGCUCAAGUUGUUCCCUUUUUCUUUGGGAGAUAAAGCACACCAAUGGGAGAAGACUCUUCCAAGUGAUUCCAUCACUACCUGGGAUGAUUGCAAGAGAGCAUUCUUAGAGAACUUCUUCUCUGCCUACAGGACAGCCAAGAUAAGGAAUGAAAUCUCUACCUUCCAGCAGAAGAACCUUGAGAGCUUUAGUGAAGCAUGGGAGAGGUUUAAGGGCUAUUGGUCUCAGUGUCCACACCAUGGAUUCACAAAGGAAAGCUUGCUGAGCACAUUCUACAGGGGUGCUCUACCUGAGUAUAGAGCCAGAUUAGACACAUCAAGCAAUGGAUUCUUCCUAGGCAGAACUGAAGAGGAUGCAGAGGAGCUGGUUGAGAACAUGGUGAAGAGUGACUCAGUCUACAGUGGGGAGCACGACCGGGCCAACAGAAGUGAUGAUCAGCACACAAGGAAGGAGAUUAAGUCUCUCCAAGAUAAGCUAGACAUGCUUAUCAAAGAGAAGGCUAAGCAAGGGCAGUUGAACUCUGUUGGGGACCAGAAACAAAAGCAGCAUGCAGGGAUCAAGGAGGUUGAUGGAUUAGAAAGCCAAGAGGAGCUGUGCUUCAUCAAUUCUAAUGGCACCUGGUAUAGGAAAGAGCCAAACUUUCAAUACCAAAACAACUACCAGCAAAGACCUCACUACAACAAUCAGCAAGGAGGAUACCAGGCCACGCAAAGCUACCCUCCUAGUUUCAGCAACCAAAGUAAUCAGUCUACUCAAGCUCAAGGAAGUUCUUCUCAAGCUCCAGCUUCAGAUUCAAGUGUGGAUUCUAUGUUCAAGAAACUCUUGGAAUUUCAAGCCAGAAAUGAGAAGACAAUGGUUUAUGAGUUCAAGAACAUCCACACAAAGAUUGAUGGGAACUACUCUGACCUCAACAACAAGUUCUUACAACUUGCAUCUCGCUUCAACACUUUGGAGAGUCAGGUCGCCUCUAUGCCAUCAUCUUCCAAGAGCUCAAUGGGAUCUCUACUAGGGAAACCAGAAAAGAAUCCCAAGGAGUCUUGCAAUGUAGAUGAGAUUGAGAAGCUAGUGUUUGGGAAAGUUGAAAAAUUGGUUGUAGCAACCGCUGAAGCACAGAUGGUGGAUAAAGUUAUGGAAAGGGUUCAGGUACAAGCUGAAAGGAAGGUUAAAGCAACGAAUUUGCAGAGAGCUGAGCCUAAGGCUGAGAAACCGGUAGAAAGGAGAGCUGACCACAAACUGAAAGAGACCAAGCUGGAAGAAGCUCCUGAGGUUGAGCUACCACCAUAUGAGGUCCCACUCCCAUUUCCACAAAGGGUCCUCACCAAAGCUCAGAAGAAGGUUAUCUCCAAGUUCAGAAAAGAUCUUAGUGAUGUUGGGGUCAGGCUCCCAGAAAUCUCUGGUAUGCGUGAAGCUCAUGUCCAAAUGAUGCUCAUCAAGGACAUUCUACACCACCAAGCAGAAGUGGCUGAGCUUUUGGACAUCUCCAUUUUGAAGAUUGAUCCACCAGUCCCUCCACAGUCCCUCCCUAAGCUAGAGUCUCAAGGGAAGUUCACAUUGUCUUGCUCCCUUGGUAAGAUCACUAUGAAUGAUGCUUUGGUUGAUUCUGGUGCAAGUAUGAAUGUGAUCUCAAUGGAAAUGGUGAAAAGUCUUGGUAUUGAGAGCAUGGAGCCAAACACAUCUUCUCUCAUGUUUGGGGAUUCAUCUUCUACAACCCCCAUUGGCCUCAUCAAGGAUUUCCCUUUGAAGAUUGGAGCAUGCACAAUUCCUAUAGACCUUACUGUUCUGAAGAUGGCAAUUGAGAAGAGAGUUCCUUUGAUCCUUGGCACUCCAUUUCUCACAACAGUUGGAGCUUGCAUUGACUUCCUAAACAAGAAGGUCACACUCCUCAAUGUGAACAAAGCUGUCUCCUACCCAAUUCAGUCUUCAAUGGAUGUUGGGUAUUGUGGAACAAUCACUUGUGAAGAACCAUCCAUUGAGAAUACCCAAGCUGAAGUUGUUGUUUGUAAGGAAGAAGGUCUUAUUGGAGAGUCUUCUCGAGAGCUAUGUGUUGAGCACUUGGAAAGUGCUAAAAAGGAGGAGGUGAGUAGAGCCACAAAGGCUGCUCAUGACAUGAAGAAGAUAGUGAAAGAAACUCAUUCUCCACCUCUUGAUAAGACUCCUCACACUCUCACUCUCCACCCAAUGAAGCUCAAGAAUGGAGCCAUUGAGUACAAGAUCAAGUGCAAAGGCAGGUCCAAGCCAUUCUCAAGUGCAAGGGCCAUCAUCACUCCUCAGCUUCAAAACGACCCCAUCAAGCUUCAAGAGCUCCUCUCUCAGAAGUUUCAGGCCAGCUCAAAGCUCAAGCUCUAG